CGGAGACAGAUGAAACACGAUCCAGCAGACAAUCGACCCGUUGUUAGCUGUAGCUGUGUAUACUAACGUGAUGUUUUCCUACUAUUCAUGACCUAAACUUUAGAAUCAUGACCGUCUAGAUUAGAGGGAAUAACCCGACGACCCCUGGAUGUGUCCAUGGAUGAAAACCCCACCCUCGCCCCCCCUCUGGUAGCAGACAGUACCAUGUUGGACAACAGCAGUGAUCAGGGACCACAGACCGUGCAGUGCUCAGACUGUGGAUGCAGCUUCAGCCCGCCACAGUCAGAACCUGACCCUAACCCAGCCGACCAGGCAGCCUCUCCUGAAGACAAAGCAGACAGUCCUCCCAAAUGUCCAUCCUGCCAAGCAGGAAGCAGCCUCCCUAAUGGUCGACGCCCGCCCCGGCGCAUCCGCCUGGACCCUCACAGCUGCCCGAUGUGCUCCAAAACGUUCAUCUCCUCUGCACACCUGAAUCUUCACCUGGCCUCUCACAAUAAAGAGAGGAAGUUUAGAUGUAGCACCUGUGGGAAAUACUUCCAUCAGACGUCCCACCUGAUGGCGCACAAGCUCAUCCACAGCGGGGACAGGCCGUUUAAAUGCCCAGAGUGCGGCAAGACCUUCGGCCGUGCCUCCCAUCUGAAGACGCACCGCCGGCUCCACACUGGCGAGAAGCCCUUCAAGUGCACGUACUGUGACAAGUCGUUCACGCAGAAGGCCGGGCUCAUUGCACAUGUGCGUCUGCACACAGGAGAGCAGCCAUACAAGUGCGAGCAGUGUGGCGCGGGUUUUCGCCAUUUGUCAGCCCUGCUCGCUCACAAGGCGCAGGAGGCGUCAGGGCAGGCCCCUCCGGCUCCGGCCCCGGCUCCAGCUCCGGCUCCAGCCCCAACUCCUGCUCCAACUCCAGCCCCGGCGAUCACCAAGCCUCAGGUGACACCAGGUAGCUCGGAGGAUCUGAAGUGUGGCGUCUGCUGCCGCACCUUUGUGCGAUCGUCAUACAUCAGGCUGCACAUUCGCCUCAACAAAGGACAGAGGCCUUACCACUGUAAAGUGUGCAAUAAAACCUUCGUGAAGCUGGACACAUUUGUGAACCACUGUGAUAAACACUUAAGGCAGAAAAAGGAUAAAAACAAAGAGGUCAAAGAGAAAGUGGUGAAGCCGCCACUGUUUGUGCCGCUCUCCAGGCCUUCUUCUCCAGAGUCCUUAACCGCGCAGCCUCUGUCCGCAGAGGUCACCACGCGCUCCAAAUCAAAGGGCAAGGGUAAAACAGAGCCUUGAGAAGAAGAGGGUUCCUUAGCGGAGAAAUAAGUUCACCACAGUGUAGUAACACAAGUACAGAAGAGGAUUAGGGCCACUGAAAUAAAACGAGAAACAUUUUUUCUUUUUACUUGUGAGAAAAAAGUCAAAAGUCUGAAAUGAAAAUCAGAAGACUUUUACCUCAGAAUUCUGACUUUAAUCCCAGAAUUAGAAAAA
Messenger RNA from Cheilinus undulatus (humphead wrasse), 1470 nucleotides. RefSeq names its product zinc finger protein 154. Gene Ontology annotation, molecular function: RNA polymerase II cis-regulatory region sequence-specific DNA binding; DNA-binding transcription factor activity, RNA polymerase II-specific. The transcript has 2 exons. Bases 157 to 1275 code for a protein of 372 amino acids. The record is from RefSeq and is a predicted model, not a curated record. Gene Ontology annotation, biological process: regulation of transcription by RNA polymerase II. NCBI's taxonomy places the organism in Eukaryota, Metazoa, Chordata, Actinopteri, Labriformes, Labridae.